This is a messenger RNA of Arachis duranensis, 1186 nucleotides long. RefSeq lists its product as uncharacterized. Gene Ontology annotation, molecular function: transmembrane protein transporter activity. NCBI's taxonomy places the organism in Eukaryota, Viridiplantae, Streptophyta, Magnoliopsida, Fabales, Fabaceae. The record is from RefSeq and is a predicted model, not a curated record. Gene Ontology annotation, biological process: protein insertion into mitochondrial inner membrane. Gene Ontology annotation, cellular component: TIM22 mitochondrial import inner membrane insertion complex.
UUUCUUAUUGUCUUGUUCACAAAACCUGUGUGACUGCAUUUGGCACUGUAACGCAAAAGCCGUGGAAUCCACAAGGAUUGAAGAGUAUAUUCGAAAUGGGCGCUGAAAAUGAAGAAGCCCCUGAGAGAGAGCUCAACACUUUGCCUCCUUCUAAUGGAUGGAAAAACCGCAUCUUAAUCCCAACCCUUCUUGCAGGGGUUGCUGGUGCUGGAACUGGAUUAUCCAUCGUCACUGGUUGCUAUUGCGGGGCACGAGAAUUUGUGACAGAAACUAGAAAAACAGGACCUGAUGAUUUAUGGAAUUCUGUAGUUGCUGGAUUUGGAACAGGUGCUCUUCUAGGGCGUCUGCAAGGCGGUCAACUUGGGGCGGUUCGAUACUCUGUCAUCUUCGCUGUUGUAGGGACAACAAUAGAUUAUGCUACUCUCAAAGCGAAAGACUUUUUGAGAGAUCAAACUAAAAUAAUACAUCAGGAUCAUGAGAAUUCACAGAAAAAUGGAAACUGGUUUAGAUUGCCAGAAUGGUCCCCGAUACGGAUACUUGAUGAGGAAGCACUUGCUAAAAAACGAGCUCAGGAAGAGGAGUUUCUUGCACAGAGGGCAAGGAUUCGUAGUCUAAGGGAAGAAAAAUCUUGAAAAACUGUACACUAUUUUUUGGUUGUGAUGAUUAUGCAUGCCUUGGAUCUCUAAUGGUCCAACUCCUCACUGUUAAAACUCUAUAUACCCUUCUCCCCUUCUCAACAUUAUUAGUUUCUAAUAAUGUAUUUCAGCUUGUUUCUCAAGUUGAUGAGUGAUGAGCAAUGUCUUCAUCAGAGGUUCAGAACUGUUGAGGAUUAAGUUCUAGUCACCUUUUGGAUUGUGUGAAGAUUUUUCCUCUUCCCUUUCUCGAUAUUACACAUGGGAAAUCCAUAACUUAGUUGAGUGUUUGUGUCUUAUUGCAUUUUUGAGAGGACUUAAUUCAUACAGAACUUUCUCAUUCUCUCAAGUCUCAAUGAAUUGGUCAAUUCAUUUUGUUUUGCUUUUGAUGUUCUGUGAUGCAACCAUGUCCAAAUGGAUUGUCUCAAUUAGAAAGCGAGGCAAUAAGUAGGUAGAACUAGAUGACUAUUUAAAUUGUUUUGUACUAUCAAUCAAUGUAUCAAAGCUUAUAUUAAGAAAUAUCUACGAAUAAUUACUUUUUACCAUUCUUAUAA